UAUUGGGUUGGGUCUCAUCUUCUUCAGUAAUGUAAACAAGUAAAGCAAAUUCUCUUCACUUCUUCAUCUUCUUCAGUUCAGCAAUCAACCUCUGGCUCGCAAGUUCUCUCUUUCACCUGGGUUCUCUCUCAUAUGGGUUCUCUCUCGUGGGCUCUCAGUCUCUCUCCUAGGUUUUCUUAUUUGGGGAUUUAUCAAUUUCAUAGCCAUGGAUUGAUAACACAGGUACAAGAAAGGAGACCAUAACGAGGUCUGUAUUUUUUUUCUAUGUUGUUUAUUUUGAGGUUCUGAUUUGGUUUUCUUUACCGAGGUGUGAAAAUGGCUUGGUGGGUCUAACUCUGGAUUUGUGUCUCAUGAUCUCUACCUUCAUGGGUAUUUCAAUGCUUCCAUUAAGUUACCUGUUGAUUAUACUGCUGGAGUAGUUGUUUCCAACGAUCUAGCGUUGAUGCACCUCCAAUCCGCCACCGUUUGUCGUCGCGCACACCCAAGAACGGCGCCGUCGACACUUCAUCUAUGUGUCAGGCAUAUCUAAAGAAUUCUUGCUAUUUGGUAUUGGAAUAGGUUUAAUGGGUCCAAGAUGGAAAGGAAAGGGGUCAGAAGCCAAAGCUCUUGCCGACCCCAUGUCGAAAAUAGUGUUACAACUUCAAUCUUCUCUAAUCAAAUCAGAGGCUCAAGGAUUACUUUGUGGCUGCAAUGUUUUUCUCGGUGCAGAAGCACAAGAAGCCGAUCUCCUUAAUUGCUCUUGCUUUGGUGUACCCAUUACUACAGCUGAAAAAGAAAAGCAAUGGUUUCAGCUGGGCAUGGAAGAGGCCUUUUACCUUCACUAUUCUCUCAAGUGCCUCAUGAUAGUUGAUGAAAACAAACGCUUGAUGAAUGGUGAAGAGCUAUGGCUUUACAUGAAAUCCAAGAAAGAGACUUUCCCUGAUUUUUACAAAGCUUAUUCUCAUCUUCGAAUGAAGAAUUGGGUUGUGAUGUCUGGGGUUAGGUACGGUGUGGACUUUGUCGCCUAUCGUCACCAUCCAGCUCUGAUUCAUUCUGAGUUUGCUGUGCUUGUUUUAUCACCAAAAGAAGAAAAAGGUUGCGGGGAUGGAAACUCAAGGUUGAGGACGUGGUCUGAUAUUCAUUGCACCACUCGGCUUUGUAGUGGUGUUGUCAAGACAUUGUUAGUCCUUAAUGUCAGUAGAAAUGGUGCUGAUGCUAUCUCUUCGUCAUGCGUGGAAAAAUUCACUGUUUAUGAGUACACAAUCACAAGAUGGCUUCCAGAAAGAUGCCGUGAAGUUCACAUGGUAGUUAAAAAUGAAACUAGCAGCUGUACAGUAGCUGAAGAUGAAACCAAUAUUCAGGUCCCUUCUAAAGUUUUAGAGACACCACAUGUUGAGGAAGCAUGAAGUUAGGCAGUUAUGCAAUAUGCCCAUCAUAUUUAACACAAAUGUAAGUUUGUGAACAUAAUUUACACUUUCAGGAAUAUUCGUUUCUGUUUUAGUAAACUGUAAUUGACUGAUUUAUUCUCGAUAAAUGACCUGUCCUGCUCUCAAAUUAAACCAAAAUUCAGAUUCUCUCA
This is a messenger RNA of Humulus lupulus (European hop), 1558 nucleotides long. RefSeq names its product tRNA-splicing endonuclease subunit Sen2-1-like. NCBI's taxonomy places the organism in Eukaryota, Viridiplantae, Streptophyta, Magnoliopsida, Rosales, Cannabaceae. Gene Ontology annotation, biological process: tRNA-type intron splice site recognition and cleavage; tRNA splicing, via endonucleolytic cleavage and ligation. The record is from RefSeq and is a predicted model, not a curated record. The transcript is spliced from 4 exons. Bases 564 to 1385 code for a protein of 273 amino acids. Gene Ontology annotation, cellular component: tRNA-intron endonuclease complex. Gene Ontology annotation, molecular function: tRNA-intron lyase activity; nucleic acid binding.